Messenger RNA from Cutaneotrichosporon cavernicola, 783 nucleotides. RefSeq lists its product as uncharacterized. The record is from RefSeq and is a predicted model, not a curated record. Lineage: Eukaryota; Fungi; Basidiomycota; Tremellomycetes; Trichosporonales; Trichosporonaceae. The coding region runs from base 1 to 783 and encodes 260 amino acids. The transcript has a single exon.
AUGGAGCAUGACUCCUGGCCACACCCCUCCUCACCUCCGGCGCCCCCGGCGGAACUGGCCAUGUCCGGUGUUGACGCGUUCUUCGUCCAGGACACUCCAAUUGAGUGCUGGCGCUUACCUCUCGCCGCCAAGGUCACCGCGCGCAAGGCCUUUCAGGUGGUUGUGAGAAAACGGCUACUGAAGCAGGGCAAGAGCGCAAAUCGGUACCGCUGGCGUGACGACGGUCUCGCAGUUGACUGGGUCCGUCUCCCUCCUGUUAUCGAGGGCGAGUCGGACGACGACGACGAAAUUCAGGUGAUGGACGCCCCGCCGCGAGCUCCGAUCCCGACCUUCGUUUUGGAAGACUCGCCAGAGCCGGAGCCACUCCCACCGCCGUCAUCAAGUUCAAACUGCGAGAUGAAGAGCUGGUCUCCGCAUUCGCCGCCGGUGGCGAAGCGGCAGCGGGUAGAUGGGCCACUCGAGUGGCAGUCGACUGCUGGCGGGUGGCUUGACGCCAACACUGAGCUGAGCAGGCAUGUUGCCUCAUCCUCCCCAGUGAUUUCGACCUCCGCGCUUUCCGAGGCCCGAAUCGAGAGCUCUGUGCCCCCCGAACCUCAACAGGUCAGGAGCUCGGUACCUCCAGAGGCAGCACGGGGUUCGAGCACAGCACCAGAGGCCUUGCUGGACAUCCAAGCUCGGAUGCUGGCUCUACAGGAGGAGAUGGGGGCGCGCAUGAAGGAGCUGCAGGAGCAAAUGAAGGUAGCCAUGCAGCAGGAGAAGUCACAGGGGCAGCAAUCGGGUUAG